This is a messenger RNA of Colletotrichum abscissum, 5778 nucleotides long. Its product is annotated as polyketide synthase. The record is from RefSeq and is a predicted model, not a curated record. Lineage: Eukaryota; Fungi; Ascomycota; Sordariomycetes; Glomerellales; Glomerellaceae. Gene Ontology annotation, molecular function: phosphopantetheine binding; 3-oxoacyl-[acyl-carrier-protein] synthase activity; fatty acid synthase activity. Gene Ontology annotation, biological process: secondary metabolite biosynthetic process; fatty acid biosynthetic process. Bases 1 to 5778 code for a protein of 1925 amino acids. The transcript is spliced from 6 exons.
AUGUCAUCAAAGUCGGGCGCCGCCACGCCUUCAUCCGAGAUGGGCACCUCCGACCCCAUCGCCAUCGUGGGAAUGGCCGUGAGGCUUCCCGGUGGCGUGAAGAACACGGAAGACUUCUGGAACCUGAUGAUGAAUAAGCAAAGCGGUCUGAUCCCCAUCCCUAAAGAGAGAUGGAAUAGCGAAGGCUUCUACAGUCCCGUUGCAAAGUGGGGAACGGUUCAGAACAAGGAGGCAUACAUGUUCACCCAAGCCGAUAAUGACCUUACCAAAUUUGACGCCUCUUACUUCACAUGUGGUGAGAAGGAAAUCGAGCGCAUGGACCCCAUGCAAAGGCAAUUGCUGGAGAUUGCGCGAGAAUGUCUUGACAAUGCCGGCGAGGUCAACUGGCGCGGCCAAGAGAUCGGCUGUUAUGUUGGCAACUUCUCGUCAGAUUGGCAAGAUGACUUGUCAAUGGACCCGCACGCUUCUGGACUAUACCGAGGAUCUGGCUACCUCGACUUCUUACAGCCUAACCGUGUAUCAUAUGAGUACGGCUGGACUGGCCCGAGUAUGCUUGUCAAGACUGGAUGCUCUUCAUCCAUGGUUGCUUUACAUCUGGCUGCUGAAGCUGUUCAAAAUGGUACAUGCAAGUCGGCAAUGGCUCUGGGAUGCAACCUCAUCACAUCAGUCAUCACAUCCAUUGUCUUCACAGAAACCGGUGUCUUGUCUCCAAGCGGCAAAUGCAAAACCUUUGAUCUGCUUGCCGAUGGCUACGGCCGCGGUGAAGCUGUCAACGCUGUCUAUGAGGCCUUGAUUCGAAAGACCUACGAGAAGGCUGGUCUUCCGUUCAAUAAGACGGCCUUCUUCGAGUGCCAUGGCACUGGUACUCCGACUGGCGAUCCACUUGAGGUGGCGGCAGUUGCUCGAAUCUGGAAGGAUCAUGAUGGCGUGAUGAUUGGCGCUGUUAAACCUAAUGUCGGUCACUCAGAAGGUGCGGCAGGCCUGACAAGUGUCAUUAAGGCAGUCCUCGCAUUGGAAAAUCGAGUUAUUCCGCCGAACAUCUACAUGGAAAACCCCAAUCCAAGGAUUCCAUGGGAUGAGGCCAAGCUUUCGGUCCCGACGGAGCCAACUUUCUGGCCUGCAGACAGAGAUGAGCGCAUCAGUGUCAAUUCCUUUGGUGUGGCUGGCUCCAAUGCUCACGUCAUUCUUGAGUCUUAUGAUGGUUGGCAAAAGCUGCAAGAUGAUGCUAGCUCUAUCAGCUCAGACUCAGGCGUCAGCGUUCGCUCUCCUGGACAGCGACUCUUGUUGUUCUCCGCUGCGCACUUGACUUCUCUCGAAAAGCAAGUGGACCAACACAAGCACUACAUUGAGACUAAGAGCGCUGAUCUUGAUGAUCUUGCUUACACUCUGGGUCAUCAUCGCGAUCACCUCAGCUGCAGAGCCUAUGCUAUUGCCAACGAGGAGGGUGUCUUUGACCUGAGCAGCUUCAAGCGCAAGCCAACCACCUCCCGGCGACUCAUUCUGACCUUUACUGGACAGGGUGUGCACUGGGCCGGGAUGGGCAAGUCACUGAUCGAAACCAACGAGGUGUUCCGAGACUCCAUCAAGAAGCUGGACGUAUGGCUCCAGUCGCUUCCCGAAGAACACAGGCCAACCUGGUCCUUGGAGAAGGAGCUGUCUAUCGACGAUGACUCUAGCAGGGUUGGCCAGCGGGGAUACUCUCACCCAUGCGCAACUGCUGUUCAGAUCGCGUUGGUCGAUGUUCUCGCUAGCCUUGGCGUUCGUCCUGAUGCUGUUACUGGCCACUCUGGAGGAGAGGCUGCUGCUGCGUACGCUGCCGGUAGUGUCACCGCCGAAGCCGCCAUGGCUGUUGCCUACUUCCGCGGCUGGCUCUUGGUCAACGGCACUGUCCCGCCUGGUACUAUGGCUGCUGUCAGUCUUGGCCCAAAGGAGGUUGAGCCCUUCUUGAUUCCAGGUGUCGUCAUUGGCUGUGAGAACAGUCAUCUCAACUCCACCUUGUCAGGCGAUCCCGUCUGCAUCCAACACUGCAUUGACCAGAUCAUGCGUCGCCAUCCUGAUGUCAAGGCUAAGGUUUUGAACUUGGAGACAUCUUUCCACUCUCCCUGGAUCGAGCCUUUGGCUGGGCCAUACGAGGAGCUCCUGAAGCCAUACCUUGUCAAUGCUAAGGCUCCGACCGUGCCUCACUUCUCGAGCGUCACUGGUCUUGAGAUGACCGAAGCUGACUUUGGAGCCAACUACUGGCGCCGAAACUUCGUCCACCCUGUGCUAUUCAAUACGGCGAUGAGAGCGAUCUUGAAGAGCAAUAACAACAAUCUCUUCGUGGAGGUCGGCCCCCAUCCGGCUCUCCAACGUCCCAUCAGUGAGAUCCUUCGGAGCGUGCCUGACUCUUCCUGCGAGUACAUCACUACCCUCCGCCGUGCUGAAGAUACCAACCUAUCCAUGCUCCGUCUGGCUGGUGAGCUCUUCGUACAAGGAGCCCCGGCCGACAUGGCCACCAUCAUCCCCAAGGGCAGAGUUUUGACCGAUCUGCCGACCUACCCUUGGCUACACGAUGUAACCUAUAUGGAUGAACCUCGCAAUCCUUCCCGUUACAAGCAAAGAAAGCAUACCAGACAUGUGAUUCUCGGCGCUAGGGUUCUUGAGGGCAAUGAUAUUGAGCCUGCCUGGCGAAACAUGCUUGAUCUCAAGGAAGUUCCUUGGUUGAUGGACCACAUCGUCAACGGUCAGAUCGUAUUCCCUGGAGCCGGCUACAUGGCCAUGGCUGGAGAGGCGAUGCGUCAGGUAGCCAACGGCUCAGAUGCGUACACCAUUAGGGAUAUGUCAAUCAUCACCGGCAUGACAAUCCCCAAGGAGAAGAAGAUGGAACUAUACACGCGCAUGAUUCCGGAAGACAAGCUUAGUGACGAAGGCCAAUGGUACAACUUCAAAAUCAUGUCCUACGAUGGACACGCAUGGGUCACGCACUGCUCUGGUCACAUCCGCUCAGGAGCUGAGGCAGAGAAGACCUCAAUCGCAAGCGCUCAGGCUGAGCAAGAAUUUGCUCGCGAGAUCGACGCUGAAGGCUGGUACAAAGCUGUCAAGGCCGUUGGCAUCGACUGGCAGACCGCUUUCCAAGGCCUUGAGCAGAUCACCGCGAACACAGUCAAGAGGGAGGCCACAGCGACAGUUUAUGACUUUGAAGACACGACGCACUACGCUGCUCAUCCGACACUUUUGGAUCAAAUGCUUCAGAUUAACCUCGUGGCGCAAACACAUGGCCAGAAGCGGCGUCUAGACAGCAUCCUGCUUCCCACCUUCAUCUCGCGACUGGGUGUCCUCGGGAACCAGGACUUAUGUAUGAGAGCUUACGGCAGUAUCCAGGAAGAUGCUAAAGGCAUGACCGCAAACGCUGCCAUCUACACAGAUGAAGGUCGUCCUACGGUGUAUCUGGAAGGUCUCUCUUACUCUGAGCUACCUGUCGCCAAGCGUGAAGAAGUUCUCCUCGGAAGCACCUUUGAAUGGAGAGACGAUAUCACUAUGCUGGACUCCCUUGCAGAAGUCGGGACUGCCAACUGGGAUCUUGUCAAGGACGCUACCGAAGUAAUUUCUCUCCUCGGCUUCAAGUCUCCUGACUCGAAAGUAUUGGAGAUUGGAUCAGGAUCAACCGACAUUACUCGACUUGCUCUAGAUGCUCUGCAGCCUACCCAACAUAAGCGCCUUUACUCUGAGUACACCUAUGUAUGCACCUCUGGGGAACAGGUUGACCAAGUCACCGAGGCAGUUGCAAGUCUGGAUCGCGAAAGCGUCUCGGUCGUUGAUCUCGAGCAGCUUUGCAUGUGCAACACGACUGACAUUAUCCUCUUGUCGAUUUCGACCUUGUUGUCGGAUGAUCGCCACCUACUUGAUGAUUUGACGGAAUUGAAGUCACUUCAGACUGCUGGAAGCCGACUGAUCGUUCACGAUGACGGUAUUGCAACCGGUGGUGCUUCUGAUUGUGAAAAGAUUAGCCAGAGACUGAAAUGCCUUGGCUUCGUCUUUCAUUCACAGACACCGACUGGCUUGAUACUCGCGGAGCCAAUGAAGGUUACCGAGAUGGACAAGAGCACAAUUAUCACCAUUCUAGCACACAAUUCGAAGGAAGGACUUGAGCUUGCUAGUGGCGUCAGGUCUCAAUGUGAGUCUAAGGGGUUUACUACACGAGUCUCCCACCAGAACACAGUUCCUUCUGACGGGUCUGUGGUCAUCUCACUUCUGGAUCUUACUGGAAACACAAUCUACGACCUUAGCUCUGAGACUUUCCGGCCGUUCAUCGACAGCCUAUGCAACUUGAGUGAUUCACUCAUUUGGGUCAUCCCCGCCGUUCAUGGCGCUUGCAAGGAUGCCAAGCCAGCCAUGAUUCAGGGCACUGCUAGAACCGUUCGCAUGGAGAACAAGGCAGACAUUACUCUUGUCGAGGUCGAUGACAUCUCAAUAUCUAGCAACGGUAUGUCCAAAGCUCUAUUGAAUAUUGUACAGAGUCUACCAAACCGUCGCAAAGGCGGAGAGUUGGACGCGGACUUCGAUUACGCCAUUGUGGAUGGCAAGGUUCAAAUACCUCGCAUGUCCUGGUUCGGCUUCUCUGAGCCCGAAGUCAGUCAGGCUAUUCCAUCAACUAAGGAAGCUUCCAUAUUCCGGAACGAUGCCUCAUACCUUCUCAUUGGCGGUUUCGGCGGCCUUGGUCGAUCUGUGGCCACUUGGUUGCUCGAGCAUGGAGCCCGUAACCUUGUGUUCCUGUCGAGAUCCGCUGGAAGUGCCGAUAAUGAGCCUUUCGUGAAGGAGCUCGAAAGCUAUCCUGGAUCCGUCAUCAAGACGAUCUCCGGAGACGUUAGCAAUCCCGGUGACGUACUCAAGGCAAUCAACGAAGCUCCCGAGCCCCUCGCUGGUGUGAUGCAACUGUCCCUCGUGCUCAAGGAUAAUUCUACUGCUGAGAUGACUUGGGAGGAGUGGAGUGGAGUGGUUGAUCCUAGGGUCCGUGGGACUUGGAACGUCCAUGAAGCACUUCUAGACGCGAAUGUUCCGUUGGACUUCUUCGUCAUAUUCGGCUCUGGUGGUGGGCACACAGGUUACUAUGGCCAAGCCAACUACAGUGCGGCAAACACCUACCUCGAUGCUUUUGUUGAGUAUCGCCAUCACCUCGGUCUUCCUGCCUCCAUUAUCGACCUUGGGGUGGUUGGUGACGUCGGAUACCUUCUCGAGCGGGAUGAUCUCUACGAGGGCUUUAAGAACGGUGGCUUCUUCUUUUUGAAGGAGCAGGAUGUUCUCGACUCUGCGUCCAUUGCUGUGGCCAACUCCUCUGGAGGGCCGUUCAGCAGCUUCUGUCUUGGAGGUCUCUCUGAGAAGCCUCUUUCUGAUCCAUCUAAUCGUGUCAACUGGAAGAGAGAUGUUCGUUUCGCUCAGUCUCACUAUUUCCACAAAAUGAACGCCGCAGGCUCUGGGGAGACCAAGGAGAAUGAUGAGGCCGAGACAUUCAUCUCGCUCGCCAGAUCCGAUCCCGCUACUCUCCGAGACAGCGCGACAGCCGCCAGCCUCGCUCGCUUCAUCAGUGCCACUCUCAGUCAUCUUAUGCUGAGGCCAAUUGAGGAUUUUCCCCUUACUGAGAAUUUGACCUCGAUUGGUUUGGACUCCAUCAUUUCGAUUGAGUUGGUGGACUGGAUUCAUCAACAGUUCCACAUUGGUUUAACCUCUAUGGAAGUCACUCAGUGUACUUCUCUGAUCCAUCUCGCUGAGAAGAUCAUCGAAGAAGUCAUUGCAUCCGUGUGA